Molecule: messenger RNA, 518 nt
Organism: Anastrepha obliqua
Lineage: Eukaryota; Metazoa; Arthropoda; Insecta; Diptera; Tephritidae
Product: mitochondrial pyruvate carrier 2-like
Exons: 3
Coding region: 115-492 (125 amino acids)
Biological process (GO): pyruvate import into mitochondria
Cellular component (GO): mitochondrial inner membrane
Molecular function (GO): pyruvate transmembrane transporter activity
Source: RefSeq, a predicted model, not a curated record
ACUUCAUAAUAAAAGCACGAGAAAAAUGUAAAUUUUGUUAAGUCAAAUAUUUAAAAAUUAUUAUAAAUAUUAGAAAAAUUUUAAACAACUCCAAAAAACCAAAAAUUUCUAGUAAUGAGUGGAAAAGUCGGACUCCUUUCACGCCUAUACAAUGGCAUAAUUGGGACAGCUGACAAAUUUGUACCAAGCCCUAUGCGUCCUUUGUGGGAGCAUCCAGCAGGUCCAAAAACGAUAUUCUUCUGGGCACCAUUAGGCAAAUGGGCACUCGUUAUAGCUGGCCUUGGUGAUAUAAAUCGUCCAGUGCAUUUAUUGUCGAUUAAUCAAUGCGCGGUCUUAGCCACAACUGGUUUAAUUUGGUCUCGAUACUCAUUGGUUAUUAUUCCCAAAAAUUGGUCACUUUUUUCGGUAAAUGUUUUUGUCGCACUCACCCAAAUGUAUCAAAUAGCACGCGCAGUACAAUACCAACAGAGCUUAAAAAAUAAAUCUGAUUAAAAGGUUUUGCUAAACGUGCGAAUUUA